CUCAAACAAAGCAAUGUGGCCUAUGACAAACAUUACCAACGAAAUUGUGAAGUAUGUAAACAAUAAACAUACCAGUUGCAAUAAAAUUAAAAUUUAGUCCUAAAUAGAAAAAAUUGAAAGCAAAAAAAGUAAAAAUAUGCCUGUAUUUUGUAAGGCUGGUUGCGGGAAUAGAGCUUUAUUGAAACGUCCGAAAACAGGUGAUGCACUAUGCAAAGAAUGUUUUUUUUCUGCUUUUGAAACUGAAAUCCAUCAUACAAUUACGCAAUGUAAGCUUUUUAAACAUGGUGAUAAAGUUGCAAUUGCAGCUUCUGGGGGUAAAGAUUCGACUGUUCUUGCUUAUGUUAUAAAACUUUUAAAUGAAAAGUAUAAUUAUGGCAUACAUUUAGUAUUACUAUCAAUAGAUGAAGGUAUAACUGGAUAUCGAGAUGAUAGCUUAGAGACUGUUAAAAAGAAUGGCGAGGAUUAUAAAUUGCAAUUAAAAAUUAUGUCUUAUGAAGAGCUUUACGGGUGGAGCAUGGACAAAAUUGUUGCUAAAAUUGGGCGGACAAAUAAUUGCACAUUUUGUGGAGUAUUUAGAAGACAAGCUUUAGAUAGAGGAGCAAAGCUUUUGAAAGUAGACUGUAUUGCAACUGGACAUAACGCCGAUGACAUCGCAGAAACAGUAAUUAUGAAUAUUUUGCGCGGUGACACAGCUAGACUGCGACGUUGUACAAAUAUAAAAACAGGAGAAUCGGAUGAAAUAAUUCCCCGAGUAAAACCAUUGAAAUAUGCAUAUGAAAAGGAAAUUGUGAUGUACGCUCAUUUUAAGAAAUUGAUUUAUUUUUCCACAGAAUGCACUUUUUCGCCUAACGCCUACCGUGGUCACGCGAGAGCAUUUUUAAAAGAUUUAGAGAAAAUUCGACCAACUGUUAUUAUGGACAUAAUACACUCUGGGGAACAACUAUCUUUUAAAGAUAAUAUUAAAAAACCUGUACAAGGAAAUUGUGAACGAUGUGGUUUUGUUUCUUCUCAGCAACCAUGUAAAGCUUGCCUUCUUUUGGAGGGAUUGAAUAGAGGUUUGCCUAAAUUGGGAAUAGGAAAAAGAUCAAAAGGAAAUAAAAUGAUUUUGAAUCAGGAAUCUGUGUUGUCUAUUAAAAGUAAAGCGAAUCUAAUCAAUAGUGACUUUUGAUAAAAAGGGAUUAAAUUAAAAAUUAUGUAAAAAUGAAAAUAAUUGUACAAAUAAAAAAAUUUUUGAGAGUAAGAACAGAUAAAGGUCGGAA
Molecule: messenger RNA, 1259 nt
Organism: Condylostylus longicornis
Lineage: Eukaryota; Metazoa; Arthropoda; Insecta; Diptera; Dolichopodidae
Gene: Ctu1
Product: cytoplasmic tRNA 2-thiolation protein 1
Exons: 2
Coding region: 137-1168 (343 amino acids)
Biological process (GO): tRNA wobble position uridine thiolation
Cellular component (GO): mitochondrion; cytosolic tRNA wobble base thiouridylase complex
Molecular function (GO): tRNA binding
Source: RefSeq, a predicted model, not a curated record